AUGGCGUCGGAGUAUCGCGAAACCGUCCAGCGACGGUAUUACACCGUCACCGGCGAAAACCCCGACGAAUCGACUGUAGACAACUUGAUUUCCACCGGACAAAGCGAGACGUUUUUGCAGAAGGCGAUUCAGGAGCAAGGGAGAGGGCAAGUGAUGGACACGAUCUUGGAGAUCAAGGAACGACACGACGCCGUUAAGGAGAUCGAGAGGAAUUUGAAGGAAUUGCAUCAGGUGAACCGUGCUAGUUCGUUCGUCAACCGUGGCGCCACCCAUCUACAGGUGGCGCGUAAGCAUCAGAAGAACACCAGGAAAUGGGCUUGUUUUGGGAUUAUUUUGGUGUUGAUUGUGAUUCUUAUCAUCAUAUUAUCAAUCAGGCCUUGGGAGAGCAAUGGUAGCGGCGGCGGAGGUGGAGGCGGAGGUAAUCCGACACCUAGCUCAGCACCACCGCCACCACCGCCGGCGGCCACUUGA
This is a messenger RNA of Lactuca virosa, 471 nucleotides long. The record is from the annotation of a GenBank genome assembly. Lineage: Eukaryota; Viridiplantae; Streptophyta; Magnoliopsida; Asterales; Asteraceae.